AUGCCUCGCACGCGGGCUCAGGCCAACGCGCAAGAGGCCAAAUCACCUCUUGUGAUGCUUGAGAACGCUCCACGUCGUAGGAGAAAGACCACUGUUGAGUCUCCGACCAAACCAUCCGCUGAUACUAAAAAAGCUACGGAGCCGAAGACAAAGCGUGGUCGUAAGCCCACGCAAAAGGCAGAAGUUUUAGCGACAGAAACCACGGCCGAAGAGAACACUCGGAAUAAAAGUGAGAUUGAAACCCAAGAACCUAAACCCAUCCACUCCCCUACCCAGAACCUUCAGGAACCCAUUAGGACCCCGGAUAUUACCGCACAAAUCCAACAAGAACCACACAUUGUUCAACCCCCACAGGAGACCUCUACAGCACAAGGCACUCAGGCAGCAAAGGACAACGUUUCGACUCCGACUCCUACUUUCACCACACCUUACCCCGGGUUCGAUACUUCAUCCCUCGCCACGUUGGGAAGCACACCAAGCUUCUCUUCAGCAGCAAAGAAGCGAUCAGUGAAGAGGGCAUUCCUUGCCGUCAAGGAGAAACUGAAGAAAUCAGCCCAGGCGCUCAAAGAUAGAUUUGAGAACGCGAAGGACAUCAUCGAACAACAUGGAAGCCCAUCUCAAGUACCCACCACUUCUCAUGACGAUGUCGAUACGACUUACUACCUUUCUGAUGAUAAAAUUAUCGAGGCCAGUCUGGAAGUACUCCUUCACCGUCUCCAAACCGAUCGUAUUGAGCUGAAUCGAUUCCUGCAACGAUCUCUCCGUUGUCCUUGCUGCCGUGGUGCCUUGAAGCUGGAGUGCCCAAAAGGCCAUGAUGUUGAAUCAUGGAUUCCUGAUGAAGCGAAGGAAGAAUUGAACACUUUGCUAAUAUCUUUAUGUUCGGAAGCAUUAGUCGCCGCCCAAGAGGCUAGAUCAGAACGCCUUCGAGCCGAGAAGGAGGCCGAAGGAAAAGCCGCACAAGAAGCCGAAUCACAGCUUAAAACCUCCCCCAAAGAACAAAACACUGGACUUUCUGCAAAGCAGAAGGGCAAGAAACGAGCUAGAGACAUUAAUGAUGUUUCUAACAAUGCACCGAAGCGGCGACGCCGUCCCAUGGCAUCUUCUGUAGCCCAGAAGAAAGCUCGCGCGGGCCGCACCCUUCGCAAUCGUCGUACUUUUGGUCGCAACCUCUCUUACGCCGAGACGGUACGACAACGCGCCAUGGAAAGAAAGAGGGCAAGAGCACAGCCUUCAAUGUUUCAAUUAGACGAAGCUCAGCUUCAAGAGCAAGCAAAAGCUGCACAAGCCGCCGAGGAAGCAGCAGGGGAGGAAGCUCGUAAUGCUGCCACACGAGCAGCUAUGCAGCAGCAUAUGGUAUCAGGAUCAAUUCCCGAAAACAUGCAAGAUUCCUUUUACAUUCCUGCACUCGAAGACGAAGAGGAAUCCGAAGAGGAAGAUGAGGCAGAUGAGCAAAAUGAGGAAAAUGAAGAAACUGAUGUGACUGAACCAAUCCAAACUCCCAGCUCGAACACCUGGGGAAUUCGAACUUUCUUCAGUUCCGUGACUGGCUCUGUGCGGCGUCGGCUCCCGUUUGUGGGAAGAGCUCCCGACCAAGCUGUUCCCUUCGCUGCUGGUGGUGGUGGCGAGACACCAGUGCAAGCUGAAGGUGCAACAGAUGGUCCAACGAAUCGUGAAGCAGGCCCGUCCGCACAAAUAAAUGACACUCAGAAUAGUCAAGAGAUCGAAUUGACAUAUAGCUUGUUUCCUCCAUCCCCCGUUCUCCCCACAAUUGCUACAUCCGCAUCGUCGUCGGAAGAGCGAGCAAAUGUUGACGAAGAACGUGGCAAAACAGCUACUACCGACCAAGAGACUGUGCAGGCCCCAGAAACAGAGACUAAUACCAAUGUUCUAAACGGGGAACCCGAGAAUACUGAUGACCAAGCAGAACCAUCCGCAGGACGCAACAAGCGCAAGCGUUCACCUUCUCCCGACGUGAUUCCUAACCCACCUGGCUGCAGUUACGGGAUGGAUUUAGAUUAUUUUACUUACUCCGAUGAAGAAAUUGCAGAACAAGAAGAGUACGAAAGACGUGAGCGUGAACGUGAAGCUGCAGCCGCAAACUCUCAGGCUUCCGAAUCCACCACCCAGCCGCCAGAGAAGAGAGCGCGGCUCUCGUCGAACGUCCGUUCGACGAAUACGAGCACUGCCCCCCCGGCCGGAACCAAUUGGCCUCCAAUUCCCCCUGGUUGGGAACGCCCAACCACUACAGUUUACACUGGGGAAAUGUUCAGGGGUAUGAGACACCACCAAGCACCCGCUUUUCCAUCCUACCCUUCCCAGGAAUCCCAAAUUGCACUCAGCCCAGUGGACCCUGGACAUAUGCAACUCAUACCUAAGACCCCUCCUUCACCUCAGGCAUUUGAUCUGCGCAGAAUGGCAUUUGAACAACACUUUAGAGCUCGCGCCUUGGGAGAGAACAAUUAUGUUAACAAUAGUUCAGGAAAACAUCCAUCCGUCCAAGCCCCCGCCCAGCAACCUGUUUCACCACCCGCGCAAGCCAUUUCGCAGCCAACACGUGAAGAACCUACCCUAAAUCUCGCACAGCAGCCUGCGACACCUGCACAAAGUAAUAGUGUCACUUCGCAGCAGUCUCACGAUCGCCACAAUUCCAUCGCUGCUAGAACGAAUGUCAGCGAAGAAACGAUUCAUUUACCCCCUAUCAGACCCAUGUCUGCGGCUGCCAGGGAACAGCCUGUUACAGAAAGGAGCAAGCCCAAAAACCCCAGCCGUCUCCGCAACCGAGUCCGGCUUUCAUCUAGCCCCAUACAACGCAGCCCAAUUCGCCAGCCUGCAACGCAUCAGCAGAACCAGGAAGACCUGAUGCAAAUUUUUGGCAAUGACGAGUUUGGACUCCAGUCCUAUGAGGUUUUUCAGAGCUGCCCAAGUGGUGAUCUGACCCAGGUGCAGUGGCCUGAGUUCGACCCAUUUGUAGUCGAUAUCCCAAAACAAGCUAUCGAUAUAACCACUAUGAGCGAGGAACAGCGCAGAAUUAAUCGUGAGUUGUUCCAGAUGGGUGCUCAAGAGCUUGACGAUGAGAUCGACCAAGGCUUGGUUGAUCCACAAGACAUCCUCAAUGAGUUGCCACUGUAAUUACGAGAACAACACAUUGACAUGUCAUUAUUUCGGGAUUGAUAUGACAUGAGAGGCCUCGUUCGCCUCACAUAUUAAAAGAAAAGGACGUUUUUGCAAAUCCUUACGAAGUCGAUGAAUGAUCGUGUGAUCAAAGCAAUGCAUUGGAGUUUUGCGUGUCCGGACAUGUUUUUUGGGGUUUGUUAUGCGAGCAAUAAGGUUAUUAAUCAUGUAUGGGUCAAAAGUCAUUUUGUCUUCUUCCAGGUUUAAUGUUUUUAUUAUAAGAGGCUGGUUCCUCUAACAUUCUUGUCAAUAAUUGUUUACCCAGCAAGUUCAAUCAAUCAAUAUAUGAGUCAUCUCUC
Talaromyces stipitatus ATCC 10500 is the source of this 3470-nucleotide messenger RNA. RefSeq lists its product as uncharacterized. The record is from RefSeq and is a predicted model, not a curated record. The transcript has 2 exons. NCBI's taxonomy places the organism in Eukaryota, Fungi, Ascomycota, Eurotiomycetes, Eurotiales, Trichocomaceae. The coding region runs from base 1 to 3129 and encodes 1042 amino acids.